This is a messenger RNA of Impatiens glandulifera, 589 nucleotides long. RefSeq names its product 30S ribosomal protein S31, chloroplastic. Gene Ontology annotation, biological process: plastid translation. The transcript is spliced from 3 exons. Bases 47 to 418 code for a protein of 123 amino acids. NCBI's taxonomy places the organism in Eukaryota, Viridiplantae, Streptophyta, Magnoliopsida, Ericales, Balsaminaceae. Gene Ontology annotation, cellular component: plastid; ribosome. The record is from RefSeq and is a predicted model, not a curated record.
CAGCUCCAUCUUAUCGCUCUCACUUAUCUAUCUAAGCUUCUCUUUCAUGGCGUCGUUGAUAAUCGGUGCCGUUCCAAUGGUCUCCCAUAUCAAACCUUUCUCCCUAAACCUCUCCUUCUCCAGGUCGCAAACCCUAGCCAGUCUCAAUCUCACAUCCUCGACGUCGUCGUCAAUGUCGACCUCAAUUUCUAGUGUCUCUUCUCCAACACUUCCUUUGAUUUAUUGCGGACGAGGCGACAGGAAGACGGCUAAAGGAAAACGAUUCAGUCACUCAUUUGGGAAUGCGAGACCUCGGAACAAGAAGAAGGGAAGAGGACCGCCCAGGAUUUCAGUUCCUCCAUCGCCUCCGAGGAAGGAUCGGUUCGAGGAUGGAGAAAAGGUCAAGAUUGAAAUCAACGAGUCUCUAUUUUCUAGUUGAUCUGGAUUAAGAUGGGAUUGCUGCUAAUAUGUUAAUCUGUUUUGGUCUGUGGUUCAUUCUGGUUUUGUGAUAUUUGGUUAUUUCAAUCCAGUUGAAUGAAUGACUAUGUUUGAGUUUUCUUGAUCUGUAUUUGAUACUUUUUAAGUUCUAGUCUAAGUUGUUUGAAUUAAA